AUGUUUCUGCAACGCGGCUCGCGCGCCGUCCGGACGCAAUGGCACGUCUCCAAGAGCGUGGCCCGCCUGGCCGCGGCGAGAGCUGCUGGCGUCUACCCCUCCAGACAGUUCCAUGACACGCGGCAUCUGAGGGUCAUCAAACCGGUCCUACUAGCAGACAUUGGUGAAGGCAUCGUGGAAUGCGAAAUCAUCCAGUGGUUCGUCGAGCCCGGCGCCCGCGUCGAGGAGUUCUCCCCGCUGUGCGAGGUUCAGAGCGACAAGGCCUCGGUGGAGAUCACCAGCCGCUUCUCGGGCGUCGUAAAGAAGCUGCACUACGACGCCGGCGAUAUGGCAAAGGUCGGCAAGCCCUUUGUCGACAUUGACAUCCAGGGAGGGGCCAAGAAGGAGGACCUCGAUGCACUGACAGCCCCGGCCGAGCCGGCGGCGGAGAGGACCGCACCGAGCACUUCGGAGCCCCCUGUGCAGCAACAACAGCAGGCGAGAACACAACAGGGAGAGCAGGCACAGGAGCAAUCAAGACAAGAGCCGGCGGUUGCCAUACCCGAAAGUGCUGGUGCACAGGAAGCUUCGCGGCCACCAAGGGGCAAGCAUGCCUCGCUCGCCACGCCAGCGGUGCGGCACCUUGUCAAGACAUUAAACGUGAACAUUGUGGACAUUGAUGGCACGGGAAGAGACGGCAGAGUCCUCAAGGAGGACGUGCAAAACUUUGUCAAGCGCCGCGAAUCCGGGGAGAAGCUGGCGGCGUCCUCGGCCCCGCCUUCCGGCGCAGUUCCCACUCCGGGGCCCGGCUCCGCCACACAACUCGAGACCCGCGUCCCGCUCACAAACACCCAGCAGCAAAUGUUCAAGUCUAUGACGCGCUCCCUCACGAUCCCGCACUUCCUAUACGCCGACGAGGUCGACUUCUCCAGCCUCGUCCAGCUGCGCACCCGCCUCAACCGCGUCCUUGCGACGGCCCCCGAGGUGGGCGGCGGCGAGACCGGCGUCGCGAAGCUCUCCUACCUCCCCUUCAUCAUCAAGGCUGUCUCUAUGGCGCUCUACAAGUUUCCCAUCCUCAACGCGCGGGUCGACCUCGAUCCCUCAUCCUCCAAGCCCUCCCUCGUCAUGCGCAGCCAGCACAACAUCGGCGUCGCCAUGGACACCCCGCAGGGCCUCAUGGUGCCCGUGAUCCGCAAUGUCGGGUCGCUCAACAUCCUCUCCAUCGCCUCCGAGCUGACGCGGCUGCAAAAGGCGGCCUUCGCGGGCAAGCUGACGCCGGCGGACCUGGGCGGCGGUACCAUUACUGUCUCCAACAUUGGUAACAUCGGCGGGACCUACCUGUCGCCCGUCAUUGUUGACAAGGAGGUCGCAAUCCUCGGCAUCGGCCGCAUGCGCGCCGUGCCGGCGGUGGUGAGGAAGCACGUGUGCAACUUCAGCUGGAGCGCUGACCAUCGUGUGGUCGACGGCGCAACCAUGGCGCGGGCCGCCGAGGUGGUGCGGAGGGUCGUGGAAGAGCCCGACGUCAUGGUCAUGCACCUCCGAUGA
Colletotrichum spaethianum is the source of this 1524-nucleotide messenger RNA. Its product is annotated as lipoamide acyltransferase component of branched-chain alpha-keto acid dehydrogenase complex, mitochondrial. The coding region runs from base 1 to 1524 and encodes 507 amino acids. NCBI's taxonomy places the organism in Eukaryota, Fungi, Ascomycota, Sordariomycetes, Glomerellales, Glomerellaceae. Gene Ontology annotation, cellular component: cytoplasm; mitochondrion. The transcript has 3 exons. The record is from RefSeq and is a predicted model, not a curated record. Gene Ontology annotation, molecular function: acetyltransferase activity; lipoic acid binding.